CCUCGGCCUCCCAGAGUUCUGGGAUUAUGGGUGUGAGCCACUGUGCACGGCCCUCCUUCCAUUUUAAAACCAUCACUAUGCACCCUAUGCCUAUGCUAGGCACUGGAAUAAGAUGAAACAUCUUGGAGUUUCCAUGCUGGUCAUUGUGCCAGACAGUAAUAAAAUAGGUAAGAAUGGCUGUGGGGGAAGUCAGCUGGGUUCUAGUUACAGUCGCAUUUCAGGAAAUUAUCUAACAUGUUGACUUUAACAACCUAAGCCUCUUCUCCAUGUGUGCACACAGGGUAAAUCUCUGAAGGGUGGCGCUGUAACUUCUAGGGUAAUGGCUGUGUUGAGUCAAGGCAAGAUGACAGUUCAGCCUAAAUGACUGUAAUGUGCGUGGUGCCUGCCACCCUAAUUGGCGCCCAUUUUGCAUCUCAGUUGCUUUCCCUGGAAGAGUAUUCUCAAAUUUCACCUUGAAGGAGGAAGAAUUCAGGCUACCACAACUGGACUAGCACUUCUGAAUGUCCAGAGGCGAGGUCCUGUGACUUCCUUGGGAAGCUCUGCCGCACCCCCACCCCACCCCACCCCACCCCACCACACCCCACCCCACCCCACCACACCACCACAGGCUGCUGGAGUCCUGGGACCACCUGGGUCUAUGGACCAAAUCCUUCCUCACUAAGGGGAGGGGAGGGGUGUUCCAGCCGGGUGGGGUGGGAAGGCUGCUUGGGUGGGAUUGUGACAUGAGUGCCCUGGUGACAUGGAACAGAUCUGUGGCAUAAAUAAAGGUGUCAUAAACGCAGGGUGGGGCGCACGCUUAUAAGGGUCAGGAGCCUCUCAGGGCUGCCAGAAUGGCUCCCUCUCAGUGCGUAGCGCCAGCCUGUAUCAUGUCCCAGCUGCGUUUCUGGGGCCCAUGGCCCCUCCUCAUGUGGCAACUAUUGUGUCUACUAGUCAAGGAGCUCAGCCUCUGGAGUGGGUGAAGGACCCGCUCCAGCUGACCUCUAACCCCCUGGGGCCGCCUGAGCCCCGGUCUUCCCGCGCCUCCCAUCUCCCAUGGGAAUCUCCCCAUGCGCCCACUCCCCCGGCAGACCCGGGGGACUUUGAUUACCUGGGGCCCUCUGCGUCCUUGCAGAUGUCAACCCCACCCUGGGAAUCGACUGAAAAUUUGGUUCCAUUCCUGGACACGGAUUCAUCUGAAGAGUUGCCCCUGGGGCCAGAGCAGUUCUUGGCUGCACAUCAGGAUUUAAAUGACAAGUUGACUCCGCAAGAAAGGCUCCCAGAGGUGGUCCCACUGCUGUACGGGGAUCAGAACCAGACCCCAGUUCAGCUUCCUCGCCUCAAAAGUAAGGUUCCAACUGCAGAUCUAGAUCAGGCUGCAGGUCAUCAGGCAGAUGAAAUACUUGUUCCGCUAAACAGUAAGAUUUCAAAACCAACCACAUUUAUUGUUUCGCCCGAGAACCUGAAGAAAGAUCUAGCUCAGCGUUGGAGCCUUGCUGAGAUUGUUGAAAUUCCACACCGAUUAUCCAAACCUCAGCGUCAGAAACAGACUUUGCGGGAUGAAUAUUCGAGUAUGGACACACUGUAUUCCGGCAGCCUGCCUCCAGAACUCCGGGUGAACUCAGAUGAGCCUCCAGGGCCCCCUGAGCAAGUUGGGCUUUCUCAAUUCCAUCUGGAGCCUGAAACUCAAAAUCCAGAGAUGCUUGAAGACAUCCAGUCCUCUUCACUCUGGCAAGAAGCCCCAGCGCAGCUUCCACAGCUCCCUGAGGAGGAAGAACCUUCUUCAACCCAGCAGGAGGCCCCAGCUCUGCCUCCAGCAUCCUCUAUGGAGAGUCUAACUCUACCGAAUCGUGAGGCGACAGUUCAGCCUCCAGGUGAGGAUCAUUAUAACUUGCCCACCAUUACAGUUAAACCUGCAGAUGUGGAGGUUACCAUAACUUCCAAGCCUAUCAAUGAGACAGAAUCUUCCCAAGCCCAGCAGGAGGCCCCAAUUCAAUUUCCAGAGGAGGCGGAACCUUCUGCAACCCAACAGGAGGCCCCAACUGAGCUUUCAGGUCCUCCUAUAGAGCAUGAACUUUCCAUCAGUGAGCAGGAGCAGCCAGCUCUGCCUUCUGAGUCUUCUGAGGUUGAAUCUUCUCAGACCCAGCAGGAGACCCCAGCUCAGCCUCCAGAAGAGAUGGAACAUUCUGCUAUCCAAGAGGAGGCCCUACCUGAGCCUCCAG
Molecule: messenger RNA, 2198 nt
Organism: Piliocolobus tephrosceles (Ugandan red Colobus)
Lineage: Eukaryota; Metazoa; Chordata; Mammalia; Primates; Cercopithecidae
Product: leucine-rich repeat-containing protein 37B-like
Source: RefSeq, a predicted model, not a curated record